AUGUCCUUUUUCGGCUUCGACACGUCGUUGCCGCGGGACCGUCCCGCCCACCACCCGUCGGCGCCUGGCUUCGGCCAGACGCCUGACCCGUGGGCCGGCCUGUCCGGCCAGGGCGCUCCCCAAGCCGACGAUGCCCUCGACUUCGACGAAACCUACGAUGGCCUCGGCGACCAGCUUGAUGAAACCGAUGACGCCUUCAACGAUGACACCUUCGGCGGCGAGCCCGCGCACAACGUCGGGAAGGACUUCGAUUUCUCCGGCCAGACCGCCCAGAUUGCGGGCACCAUGCACGAGGAGCAGAUGCUGUACAGCGCCCGCCAGCCCCCGUCCCAGGUGAAAAGGGAGGAACGGCAGCCCGUCAAGACUGGAUACGAGAACUACGCUCAGCCUGGCUACAUUGGCAACCUCGAGGCGAGCGCUGAUAUCUGGGGUAUCUCGAAGAAGGCCACUCCCGGCCAGGAGAACCAGCGCCAGCAGCUCCCGCCCCAGCAUGCCCAGCAGUAUGCGGCCCAGCCUGCCAGCAGGAAGAUGAUGAGUCUGGAGGAGGUCGAGGCUGCUAUGCUUGCCCAGAGCAAGCAGCGCCUCUCCCAGCAGCCUGUCCAGCUCCCCGCCACUCAGCCCUCGCCCCAGCCCUCGAUGCCCGGUUUUCCCCCGCAACCUCCUCCAAACUGGGCCCAGCAACCGUUCGGAGCUCCGCCGCAGAUCCUCCAGCGCCACCAGCAGUUCCCCCCUCAGUUUGCUCAGCAGCGCCCUCCGUCGAUUCCUCAGCAGCAGAUGCCGACUGAACUGCCUGCCCAGAGCAUCCCGCAACCGCAGGUUCUCCAACGCCAGAGGCAAGAACAGCAGGGCUCGCGGGGUACCCCGCCCCAGAUGCAUCAGCUUCCGCACCAGCCCCGCCAGAUCCUCCAGAACCCGAACCGUCUCUCUGGCCAAGGCCAGCCCGUAACUCAGCCCUUCAACCGCAUGCCGCCGACUGGACCGGCUCAUGCACGUGGCCCUUCGUACCAGGGUCCUGUCAUCACUCAUCCCGAGCAGCUGCUACGCCUCUCCGAUGCUGAGCGCGCUGCUUUCCUGGAGGAAGAUGCCAAGCGUGCAAAGAGGAUUCACAAGAUCCACAUGCUUUCCAAGGACAACGGGCUUAUGACCCCACAAGACAAGAACUUCAUCACCCGCAUUCAGCUUCAACAACUUGUCACGGCUACCGGCAGCAUCGACGACCAAGGCCCCGAGGCUGCCCUCGCCGAAGACUUCUACUACCAGGUCUUCUCGCAGAUUCGUGGAGCUCCUCGCCAGAACCCUCACCAACCCGCCAACCAGUUCGCUCAGACCUAUCUUUUCCAGACUGGCGGUCGCUAUGGAGGCCGUCGGCAGCACCGCGGCGGUGACAACCACGCUCAGCGCAUGGAGCAGCAGGUGCAGCGCGCGGUGGAGGCGGCCAAGGCAAAGCCCAAGAACAAGCAACUCGUUAUCGAGGGCAGCCUCGGCAAGAUCUCGUUUAGCAACGCAAAGACGCCCAAACCCCUUCUGAACAUCAAGAAGCCCGAAGGAGAAGGCCGGCCUAACGGUGCUGGCCGUCGACCCAGCCGGGCACAUCACGAUGUCGCUGAUCGCAAGGCGACCCUGCGCAACAUCGAAAACGUCUACAAUGUCCUCAUGAGGAUGGAAGACCAUGAGCGCAACAUGCCACCUCCGUUGAACGAUGGUAGCACACCUGCCCAGAUCCAGGAGCACAUGGAGUGGCAGCACCAGGUCCAGGAGCUGAACCAAAAGCUUUGGCAAGGCUUGAAGGUCAUGGAGCCCAUCAUGGGCGGCUCCAAUGUUCCGCACCCUUUCAUCGCUGUUUUGUCUCACCCGAAGGGCAAGAAGGCCAUCCCGCGCAUCUUCCGCCAUAUCGACGAACAGCAGCGCGUGACAAUCUUGACCAUGAUUGUUGUGCACCUGGACACUCUGGAUGUGGUUCAACAUGGCAUCCCUGCCGAUCCUCUCACUCCGCUUCCCCGGGCGGCAAAGGAGGAAAUCGAGCUGUUCGCUCAAGCUGUCAUGCCUCCUCUGUUCGCGUACGUGAAUGAAGCGCCCCUGAACAUCGUCAUUGGUCUCUUGGGCCUGGUCCUUGACCGCACCAAUAUCCCCAUACUAGUCCGCACCAAGAUUGGUUUGUCCAUCCUUACCAUCUUCGUCUCGCGCGCAGAACUGGUUAAGGAAAGCACGUCGCCAUCGGCUGCCACCUCGCAGGAUCUCCAGCAGAUCGAGCAGCUAUACAACCGCCUCUUCGAUACCGUUGAGCCGGUCUUGCCGUACAUUUUCCCCGGCACCGUCAAAGAUGAUGAGGACGUCUACGUGUGGCAGUUCCUCGCAUCCAUGGGUGCGAGCGCAUCGGCCGAGCAACAACAACGACUCGUCAUCGGUGUCAAGGAUCGCGUCAUGGACACCGUCAAUGUGUGCAAGGCGCUUCCGAAGGAGUUGUCUGCGUCACGACUUGGCCAUGUCAACCUGUUCAUGAGGGCGAUUGGCUUGGAUGUUGAGCUGCUUGGCUAA
Diplodia corticola is the source of this 2535-nucleotide messenger RNA. Its product is annotated as topoisomerase ii associated protein. Gene Ontology annotation, molecular function: RNA binding. Bases 1 to 2535 code for a protein of 844 amino acids. NCBI's taxonomy places the organism in Eukaryota, Fungi, Ascomycota, Dothideomycetes, Botryosphaeriales, Botryosphaeriaceae. The record is from RefSeq and is a predicted model, not a curated record. Gene Ontology annotation, biological process: deadenylation-dependent decapping of nuclear-transcribed mRNA; P-body assembly. Gene Ontology annotation, cellular component: P-body. The transcript is spliced from 2 exons.